Molecule: messenger RNA, 846 nt
Organism: Penicillium lagena
Lineage: Eukaryota; Fungi; Ascomycota; Eurotiomycetes; Eurotiales; Aspergillaceae
Product: 18S rRNA methyltransferase BUD23
Exons: 2
Coding region: 1-846 (281 amino acids)
Biological process (GO): rRNA (guanine-N7)-methylation
Cellular component (GO): nucleolus
Molecular function (GO): rRNA (guanine) methyltransferase activity
Source: RefSeq, a predicted model, not a curated record
AUGUCUCGUCCCGAAGAUAUCCUCCCGCCCGACCUGUUCUACAACGACAAUGAAUCCCGCAAGUACACCACCUCUUCGCGCAUUCGCAACAUCCAGGCCGACAUGACCAAUCGGGCUCUGGAGCUGUUGGACCUAAAGUCUCCGUCUCUGAUUCUCGACGUCGGCUGCGGCUCUGGUCUAUCCGGCGAGAUUCUCUCCGAAGUAACAGAGGAAGAAGGCGGCCCGCACACGUGGGUGGGCAUGGACAUCUCGCCCAGCAUGCUAGACGUGGCCCUGCAGCGCGAGGUGGAGGGCGACCUAUUCCUCGCAGACAUCGGGCAAGGCGUACCUUUCCGGCCCGGCGCCUUCGACGCCGCGAUCAGCAUCAGCGCCAUCCAGUGGUUGUGCAAUGCGGAAACGAGCGACGUCACUCCCGAGGGUCGGCUGAAGCGGUUCUUCGAGGGCCUCUACGCUAGUCUUCGUCGCGGCGGCCGCGCAGUGUGCCAGUUCUAUCCGAAGAAUGAUGCCCAGCGGAGCAUGAUCAGUGGCGCGGCGAUCAAGGCUGGCUUUGGGGCCGGUAUUCUCGAGGACGACCCCGGCACGAAGAAUAGCAAGCUAUACUUGGUUCUGACAGUCGGUGGCGGGGGUCUGCAUGGUGAUAUUACCGGCGUGGUCGAUGGCAUGGAUGGUGUCGAUGUCUUGGAUGCGAGGAGGAAGGCUAUGGAGCUGAGCAAUGCUCGAGCUCGGUCACCGCGCAAGGGCGAUAAGAAUUGGAUCCUCAAUAAGAAGGAGCAGAUGGCCAAGAAGGGCAAGGUGGUGAAGCACAAUUCAAAGUAUACGGGCCGCAAACGACGUACGGCCUUCUGA